Molecule: messenger RNA, 3529 nt
Organism: Sinocyclocheilus grahami
Lineage: Eukaryota; Metazoa; Chordata; Actinopteri; Cypriniformes; Cyprinidae
Product: vascular endothelial growth factor A-like
Exons: 8
Coding region: 836-1573 (245 amino acids)
Biological process (GO): induction of positive chemotaxis; vascular endothelial growth factor signaling pathway; response to hypoxia
Cellular component (GO): membrane
Molecular function (GO): growth factor activity; chemoattractant activity; heparin binding
Source: RefSeq, a predicted model, not a curated record
CGACGGUGACGCGCACCGAGAGUUGCGGAGCGUGUGAGUCCUGAAGGGCAAAUAAGAGACCGGAGAAAACGACCUUAAACAUAUCAAGGUGCAUUUCUCUCAUUCUUAUUUCAUAUAGGCGCACGUGCAUUGCAAUGCGCAUGUUGACAAUGUAGGUUAUGUAUAUGCUGAACAUUUUAAUUAUAAGAUCUUGUGUCUGACAAGCAAAGCGUCAUCAUGGGUUUUGGUGGGCAUGAUUUCUCUGGUGACCUACAGUAGCACACGGGAUGCGCCGCACAAAGCGGGUCUGAGAUGCCGGAUGGGAGACGCAGAGACCUUCAGGAGGCUCAUAGCAUCGAUUCUUCAGGAUAUAUUUAUUUGUUACCGGAUAUAUUUCUCUGGACCAUAAGGACGCACUCUAGUCCCACCGGGAAUCUUGCUGCGAGGUAGCCGGUAUAAAUGAAAUGCACGGAAUGCAUGCAAAACUCUUCUAUAAAAUAACAUAUAUUGGGAUUUAUUGUAGCUAGUUAUUUGUAAUAAAUUCGCGCCACGACCAUAAGCAUCUCAAAAGCCUGAUUUUAUACUCAAGGAGUGCCAUGUUGUGUUCUUCAUUUACCUGAUUUACAACUGAAGAUAUUUCAUUUUUGUCUUUUUAUUUUCUCGUUAACCCAUGAAAGGGAUGACAGUUGCCUUGCUUUUUGAGAAACUACUGAGUAAAUUGUCAUUGUUUGGAUUAAAGAUGUUGGAUUCGGAUGUGAAAGUGGAAUAAUCAUUCAUAGAGCAUUAACAACUGUGAGGACUGGACGUUGGACCUGCUAUUUCUAACUGUUUCUGACUUUUUUGGUGAACUCAAACAAUGGGGAUCAAGCUGAGAGUUAUUCUGGGAAUGUUUCAGUUCGUCUCAUUUACCAGGAUACCAACACAAUGUGCCAAAACACCGUCAGACCAUUGGAUGCCAACAGAGAGCCACGAAUCUGGAGAAGUGGUGAGGUGGUUAGAUGUGUAUCAAAGAAGCGGCUGUCAUCCCAGAGAGACGCUGGUGGAAGUUUGGCAGGAGUUUCCGUGGGAGACACAUCAUCUCUUCCUGCCAUCGUGUGUAACGCUGCGCCGCUGUGGAGGCUGCUGCUCUGAUGAGGCGCUGGAGUGUGUGCCGUCUCAAACACACACACUUGUCAUGGAGCUCAUGAGGACCUCAUACAUGAAGCAUGAACUUGUGCAGCUGCCUUUUAUCGAACAUAACCAGUGUGAGUGCAGGCUAAAAGCAAAUCUUUAUGCAGAGCCAACCAGGCAAGGCCCACAGACAACAAGAAAAGGCAGAAAGCGACAAAGGGGGAAACCAAAACGAAAGAAACACAUAGGAAAAAAGCCGACUUUCGUGCCAACUACACCUCCUCCUCCUCCCUCUCCCACUCUACCACCUAGCUCCGCCCCUCCACCACCUGUCAGAGAGGCGUGUCCUCCGUGCCCCACCCGCAGGAUGACAUCACAGCCCCCUUCUUGUGAAUGCAGGUGCAGUUUGAGGAAGAUGAGCUGUACAAAGAGAGGGAAGACACUUAACCAGCACAGCUGCCGAUGUGAAACCCAAAGCGAAUAGUGAAAUCAAACCACCCGUAUAAUCCACCGAUCAAACUUUGCACAGCUUUGAGGAGGUCAAAGGUUUGCUUAUUCUUUUGUCAUGGACUCUGAAGUUUGGGUCUCACCCAGAAAGAGGGUUUGCGUUCGGGAACAAACCGCAAACCCACCCCCUGGCCCAUCUGGCUAUGCCCCCCACACCAUUAUGGCAGUAUUAGAUCCAUAUACAUUCUUUCUGCACUGUUUAUCCAUGUCUGUGCCGUGUGUACGGAUUUGGAAUAUCAUCAGAUCCUAUUGUUGAAGCUUUUUCCAUUAUGAUCCAAACUUCAGACCACCUUUAACCAUUUGACACUGUAUUAUGGACAUUCAGUGGGUCAAGCGUAUCGCUGGAAUAUGCAAUGCUUUAAAAGUAAACCAUAGAGUUCUCACUGAGCUUUAUCCAAAACUAAUUUUGGGAUUUUGUUCAGCUUUAAUGGAUCCUCAUAUAGGCACGGACACUCAGCUAGUGUGACGCUAAGGAUGACGAGUGUGCGCUGAGAACUUUCAAAGGGAAAACUGAAUAAGGAAGGAGUCUUUUUUCUACCAAACUACUUAAAGUGGAGAGCUCUUGAUGGGAUGGAUGUUGACAGACCUUCAAUGUUGAGAGAACUCAAGUGUUUGACUACACAAGCAGAAUAUCUCAUCCUGAGAACAUCCACGAUGUCUCCUCUGACCCUCCGCAUGUGAUAAAUGGAUGGAUGGGUCAAUUAGACGGAUCGACGGGUGUCUGUGUGGUCUGAAUUGUGCAUAAUAAGGAUCUGUGCGUCUAUCCUAAUUUAUUCCUGGCCUCUAUAAGUCCAUAAUGUGGCUUCACAGACUGUAUCAAUGAGUCUUUUUGUGUUUGUUUGAUUUGCUUUUUAUUCGGUUCCUUCCUUAGGGAAUUGUAAGCUUUUCCCACUGGCUAGCCAGUGAGAGGAAUGCCAAUCAUAUAGAAACCUGGCUAUAUUCCAUUGGUGCUCACCAAACACACGUCUUCUCUCUCCCACGCCCCCGAUCACACUCAUAUUUCGUCUCUUUCUUUAAGCCUUUUCACUUUUUCGUCUGCCUUUUUUUAAAAUUCUUUCUCCCUCACACACACACACAGUCAUGCGUACACAUACAAAUGCAGGCAGGUAAAUAUAAGCUUUUCUGUGUUGAUACUGAAAGAAGAGUUUAUUUUAUCUAUCUUGUUCGUUUUGUAAAGAAUACUAAUGUUAUUGUAGUCUAUUUUGUUUUAAAGAAUGUUUCUUUUGUGUAUCUCUGUUAAUCCAACCUUCAGAGUCGGGCUGAGUGUGAAUUUGACUAAAGAAGCUCGGAGAAAGUCUUCAGGAAAAGGGAAAUGCCCGUUCUGUGUGUGUUAAGUCAGUCUUAGUCAUCUCACAGGGUUGGGACUAUUAUGUAUUUAUUUUUUAUAUUGAGAUGCAUUUUGUAUUAUGCUUUGCAUAAUGUUUCUUUUGGGACAUUUAAUCUGCUGCAACUGAUGAUUCGAGAAUAUUCAGUAUUUUUGGCUGAUUUAUUCUGAGUCAUACAGCUCAGAUAAUGUGUCAGUCAAUGUUGAGGAUUGUUAGUUUCCAUCGAUGUCAGAGGCUGCGAACGUGAAAGAAUCACUUUUUUUUUAAUGGUGGUCAUUUAACCAAACACUUCUUUCCACCAUAUAUGUAGCAUUAUUGAAUGAAAUAGGAUUUUCAAGAGCAAGGCUGACCUCACUUUAAGUGAUUUCUCAGAUUAUUUGUUUAGUCAGUAUCUGCAAUAAUGUAAAUUAUUAGGAUCCCUCAGCACCCUUUCACUCUCCAGACUACCCAGAUAUAAGAUAUCCAUGUGUUAUCAGCAUUCCCGAGCUACUGAUCUUUGUUAAAGUCAACAUGAAAUGUAAUUUGCAACCCAUUUUACCUCUGUAUAUGAUGUAUGUUUAGUGAAACUAGACUUCAGUGAGAAAAAUGUGACCCUGGAUCACAAAACC